This is a messenger RNA of Dunckerocampus dactyliophorus (ringed pipefish), 614 nucleotides long. RefSeq names its product ATPase H+ transporting V1 subunit F (gene atp6v1f). Gene Ontology annotation, molecular function: proton-transporting ATPase activity, rotational mechanism. The record is from RefSeq and is a predicted model, not a curated record. The transcript has 2 exons. Lineage: Eukaryota; Metazoa; Chordata; Actinopteri; Syngnathiformes; Syngnathidae. Gene Ontology annotation, cellular component: membrane; proton-transporting V-type ATPase, V1 domain. Bases 80 to 439 code for a protein of 119 amino acids. Gene Ontology annotation, biological process: proton transmembrane transport.
GGAAGUGCUGACUGUCACGUGAUUUGCAACCAAGCUGGCGAGCAAAUUUCCCAGUCGAAUUUGGAAGUCUCAUCUUGCCAUGGCCGGCCGCGGGAAGCUGAUCGCUGUUAUCGGCGAUGAAGACACAUGCACUGGAUUCCUCCUCGGUGGGAUUGGCGAACUCAACAAGAACCGAAAGCCCAAUUUCUUGGUGGUGGAGAAGGACACGAGCAUCACGGAGAUCGAGGAGACAUUCAAGAGCUUCCUGGCUCGGAACGACAUCGGCAUCAUCCUCAUCAAUCAGUUCAUUGCCGAAAUGAUCCGUCAUGCCAUCGACGCCCACAUGCAGUCCAUCCCGGCCGUGCUGGAGAUCCCGUCCAAAGAGCAUCCCUAUGACGCUUCCAAGGACUCCAUCCUGCGGCGGGCCAAGGGCAUGUUCUCCGCCGACGACUUUCGAUAAAUGAGCCGCGACUUUAAAUGUGUCAGUGUUGUGGUAAAUGCUAACGAUAUCUAAGUGAUGUGCGUCUACAUUUCCUCAUGUGACUGGUUGUUGUUGUUGAUUUUCCAGGAAGUUAAAAGUUGUCAUGUGACUUGUGUACUUUGAGAUGUUUGAAGCGAUAAAAGUCCCAGUACGU